AUGGAAGGCCCAAAGAUUGGAGCCCUCUGCCCCCUUUACCUGUUUUCGGACUCACACUCCGAGGAGCGAUGCCUUGAAGUUGACCCAGCGGAGAUCACUAAGGAGUUCUUGAACAAGGUUUUGAACGAGAACUUCGGAGUCGAGAAUGCAGUAGAAUCGCACGUUGUCUACUACGAAAACAGGAGCUUCAACCUCAACAAGGUCUUUUGUCUUCAAAAUGAUAACGAUAUCUCACAGUUUAAGGCGCAGUUCGAAGCACUCCGCGUUGCCAAAAUUGGCGUUGCACUAAUGAACCCAACCUCUGUUCCGCCUCAGACUCUCGAUGCUAUCCAAGGGAAUAAAGGAGAGCAAGCUGCGGGCUCUGUUUCCAUUCCUGUUGACCAGUUGGAGUCCUUGAUCCAGUCUAUACAAAAGCUUGAGGUCUCUCUUAACAAGAGUCAGCAACCCUCGGGGCCGGCAAAAUCGGGAUUAUUGAAUACACAAAGCGCCCUCCAGUCCAAGACCAUUCACUAUCAGGUGAUCUGCGACGGAUGCCACCCCAGCACCCACUUGGGAACGUCCUCCAGCAGUUUCUGUACCGAGGACGGCUACAUCAAAGGCCCGAGAUUCAAGUGCUUAUACUGCUACAACUACGACCUAUGUUCCGAAUGCGUUGCCAAAGGGGUUGAAACUGGCACUCAUCAGAAGUAUCAUAACCUCAUUCAGAUCAACACCCCCGACGGCGAAAUUAAUAAAAUCUGGUCUGACAUGAAUGAUACUCCUAAGCAAGAUGAACCAGCUAAGUUCAGCGCCAGAAGCUCAGACAGGGAUGUCAUCAUUGACAUCCCUGAUCGUAAUGCCAGGGUAUUCGACUUUUUUUCGAAGAUCAAGACAGAGGAACAACUGGCGCAGCUGAUCAACCAUUAUGAGAAGUACGAAAAUCUGCUAGCGCAAGUCAGCGGUGAUGACGCAAAACUGCAAGAAGCGGUUGCGCUUAUCCUGUCUCCUUGCAAGACGAAUUCACUCGAUGCAUCUAUUGAAACGGCGCACGAGGAGGAAGAUUUGAUUGAUGUCCAGAUGGGUAAGCGCGAUCAUGUCAUUUCCUUUAAGUUAAACAACAGAGGCCCCCGUCCUGUCUCAAGCGGAUUGAGACUUGUCUUUCAGUACUUUGAACCACGCAACGCAAACCCAGUUAAGUGCACCCUCCACAUGGGGCCCCACGAGUUUCAAAAAGAUAGCUACAAAACCCUCAACUUCAAUUGCCGCGGCCUAAUAGAGAACUUUUCCUUGGGCAACCCCUGCAAAAUUGAUUUGGUUGACCAGGAUGACGACGUAAUCUUCACAGGGUCUUCUUCUGGUGGUCCCAACAUGUGCUUGAAGCAGCCCAUCAUGUUCGACAUUCAACAAUCUGUCUACUCAGAGGCUCGUGAGGUUCCAGACCUUGAAGCCGACUCCAUUGAAGACCAAGAUAUUAUCAGCAACACCGUGACAAACGAAGGUUCUCAGCACGCUUCUAGAGACGAUUCUGAACUCGACGACUACGACUUCUUAAGCGACAGCGACAUCGAGGGAUGA
Lachancea thermotolerans CBS 6340 is the source of this 1554-nucleotide messenger RNA. Its product is annotated as KLTH0G15796p. Gene Ontology annotation, molecular function: zinc ion binding. The transcript has a single exon. NCBI's taxonomy places the organism in Eukaryota, Fungi, Ascomycota, Saccharomycetes, Saccharomycetales, Saccharomycetaceae. The record is from RefSeq and is a predicted model, not a curated record. The coding region runs from base 1 to 1554 and encodes 517 amino acids.